This is a messenger RNA of Seriola dumerili (greater amberjack), 3383 nucleotides long. It is a transcript of the gene sez6l, whose product is annotated as seizure related 6 homolog like. Bases 1 to 3012 code for a protein of 1003 amino acids. Gene Ontology annotation, cellular component: neuronal cell body; endoplasmic reticulum. Lineage: Eukaryota; Metazoa; Chordata; Actinopteri; Carangiformes; Carangidae. Gene Ontology annotation, biological process: synapse maturation. The transcript is spliced from 20 exons. The record is from RefSeq and is a predicted model, not a curated record.
AUGGCGGUGGAGAUGCGGAGGAGGAACAGGACAGAACUUCUUCACACCUGGGAGCUGCCCAGUGAAACGCUGGACUCACAGCAGCUGCAGGAGUUGAGGGUGAGGCGCAGGAACGUGGAGCGGGCUGUCGCGGCGCCCGGCUCACUGCGGAGGCUUAUCUGCCUUCACAUGUAUCUUGGACCGGCUCCUGUCGCCAUGCCGCCGGCCGCCGGCUCGCUCGGGUACCGACUCCGCGACACCUUGCCCGCGGUGCUGUGGAUCGGGCUGUUGUGGAGCAGCGUCUCAGCGGGAGAUAAAGAAGUCCCCACAGCCGCCCCCUUUACCCCGUCUCCUGUGGCGACGCCAGGGAGCACAAAGGGAAACAGCCCCAAAGGCAAAAGCUCGAGCGCCGUGGCCGGAGGUUUGCUACAGUCAGUGCUGGCUCAAAAAGAACGACUUGUCUCCCAGAGAGGGGAGAUCCUCCCCUCUGCUCUGCCCCAGAACCUGCUCCCUCUUCUGGGCAGAGGACUCAGCAUCGGCUCCCUCCCCGGAAGUCACUCCCUGGAGCAUCAGAGUGGGGGAUUACUGAGGAGGGUAAAACCCCCGGCAUCAGCUGCAGUGUCAGGCCGGGGCAGCGAUCCAACCGAACCUCCUCCUACAGACACACACUCCCAGCUGCCUCACACACAGACACACACUCCUGAGCAGGAGGCCGAGGUCACCACUGUGAUGCUGGACGUGGACACUGAGACGGGGACACCCUCGUCAGCUGUGCAGAGCUGCAUGGUGAAUUUCUCAGACGCAGAGGGAUACAUAGACUCCUCUGAUGACCCCCCUCUGCCCGACGGCACCUUCCUUCACUGCACCUACACGGUGACCGUGUACACCGGCUACGGGGUGGAGCUGCAGGUGAAGAGUGUGAACCUGUCGGAGGGCGAGCAGCUGUCCAUCAGGGGCGUAGACGACCGAGGGUCCCUGCUGGUCCUGGCCAACCAGACGCUGCUGGUUGAAGGUCAGGUGAUCCGCAGUCCCACCAACACCCUGUCCGUCUACUACCGCUCCACGCCGGAGGGAAGCAUGGGCAUCUUCCAGCUGCACUAUCAGAUCUUCAGGCUGAGCUGUCCUCUCCCCAAGAGGCCUCACUUUGGGGAGGUGUCCGUGCUGGACCUGCUCCCUGGAGGCACUGCCCGCUUCCACUGCCACAUGGGUUACCACCUGCAGGGGGAGCCGCUGCUCACCUGCAUCAACGCCUCCCUGCCGGCGUGGAGCGGCAAGGAGCCCAGCUGCAGGGCUCUUUGUGGAGGGACAGUGAAGAACGCCACAGUGGGGAGGGUGUUGUCCCCUUCUCCCCACCACGGGCCGAACGCCACCCAGGACUGCUCCUGCUCCUGGUCUCUGGAGGCCCCCAAGGACCAGAGGCUGCAUCUGCAUCUGGAGAGACUGGCCUUGGGACCCACUGACAGGCUGGUGUUGUGGAGCGGGCUGGACGCCGGCUCUGUGGUGCUGUUCGACUCGGGCCGGGGCGGACAGAUCCCCUUCGAGGGAGUGAUCAGCGAGGGUCCAGCUGUGAGGAUCCAGUUCAUCACCGAUCAGCCGAACCACAACACGGGAUUCAACAUCCGCUAUGAAGCUUUCGAGCGCGGCCACUGCUACGAGCCGUACCUGCAGAACGGAAACUUCACCACCUCCGACCCGAUGUACGGGGUUGGAGCUGUGGUCCAGUUCACCUGUGACCCGGGCCACUCGCUGGAGCAAGGCCCUCCUGUUAUCGAGUGCAUCAGCGCGAGGGAUCCUUACUGGAACGACACAGAGCCGCUGUGCAAAGCGCAGUGUGGAGGAGACCUGACCGGUCCAGGGGGGGUGAUCCUGUCUCCGAACUGGCCCGAGUGGUAUGGAGAGGGGGAGGACUGCAGCUGGAGGAUACAUGUCGGGGAGGACAAACGAGUGCUGCUCGAUGUGCAGCUACUGAACAUCAGCGACAGUGACAUGUUGACCAUCACCGACGGCGACGAGGUCACGACACGUAUCCUGGGUCGGUACGUCGGAGGAAGCAGCCCCUUCAAGCUCUCCUCCACCACCCCUGACCUGACUGUCACCUUCCACUCCGACCCGGCGGGGCUCGUCUUCGGCAAGGGCGAGGGCUUCAUCAUCAACUACAUGGAGGUGUCCCGGAACGACUCCUGUCCAGACCUGCCCGAGAUCCAGAACGGCUGGAAGACGACGUCCCAUGUUGCGCUGGUGCGCGGGGCUCGUAUCACCUACCAGUGCGAUCCCGGUUACGACCUGGUGGGACGGGAGACCCUCACCUGUCAGUUAGACCUCUCCUGGAGCUCACAGCCCCCGUUCUGUGAAAAGAUCAUGUACUGUUCGGAUCCGGGCCACGUGGAGCACUCCACCAGGUCCCUGUCGGAUCCUAAACUCCUGGUGGGGACAACCAUUCAGUACAGCUGCAACGCCGGCUUCAUCCUGCAGGGCGGCGCCACCAUCACCUGCUACGGCCGCGAGCCGGGGACCCCCGUGUGGACGUCUCGGCUCCCUCACUGUGUCUCUGAGGAUUCGGUUUCCUGUGAAAACCCCGGUCUCCCUGACAACGGCUACCAGAUCCUGUCCAAGAGGCUUUACCUGCCUGGCGAGUCACUCACCUUUGUCUGUUACCAAGGUUACGAGCUCAUUGGAGAGGUGGCAAUUAAAUGCAUCCUAGGAAACCCGUCCUUUUGGAGCGGCCCACUUCCUCUGUGCAGGGCCAACCAUGACUGCUUUGGCAACCAUGCUUUGGAAGUUGCAGAGGCGACUGCGGGCUCCACUCUGGAUGGCGGGAACAUCGCUCUGGCCAUCUUCAUCCUGGUCCUGCUGCUGUCUGUGCUGCUGGGAGGAGCUUACGUCUACGUCACACGGUGCCGAUAUCACUCCAACUUAAGGCUGCCUCUCAUCUACCCCCACCCUUACCGACAGAUCACUGUAGAGACAGAGUUUGACAACCCGCUCUAUGAGACAGGAGGGCAGGACACUCGUGAAUAUGAAGUAUCGAUAUGAGAAGCCUCACAAAAGACAUUUCUGAACCACAAACCGACCGCCUCGUCCUAACUCUUCAUCCUCUCCUCCCUCCUUCUCCGCCCAGGAGGAGGCGAUGUAAAUACAAAUAGAUGAUGAUGUCCAGCCCCUUCUGCCAUGAGACGCAGCGGUUGAUCCCUGUUCUCUCCUCCUUUGACGUGACAGCUUCUGAAGACAUGAUGGGAAACGGGAGAGGAGAUAGACAGACAGACAGACAGACAGACAGACAGACGGACCUGUAUGCAUCAGAGUCGCCGGGAGGUGAUGGGAGAUGUAGGACGGAGAGAAAAGACCCGAAGAUCAUCUGAGAACAUCGAACAUGGUGAGAAAAGAGGAACGUGUUGGGUGUGAAA